UCCUCCACCUGCCUUUUACACAGGGGGGGAUGGGGCACCUUCUGCGUACUUUACUUUCUCUAACUUAUUGUUAAGCCACUUCACUUUCAUCUUCCAGAAUAGAACGUAGAAGCUAAAUAAGCUAAGCCUAUUUCUAUAUGCGAUUCCCCCUACAAGAUGACGGGUUUAAAUCCUAACUCUAUGGAUUAAAUUGGUACCGCUUAAAAUCAAAUGCAUUUAAAUGUAAAAGCUUCUGCGGGCUAGAACAUGUCAAUUGACAACAACUCCUUUAAAAUAUUGCAAUGAUGUCCUGCCAGGCAUUCAAACAUUUACGUUUUAGUUAGUUGGAUUUACAACUACAUAAAACAAUAUAAAACAGACGCAAUAACCCAAUUUGGUUCAUUUGAAUAGAAUUUGGAAAGAAAAUGGAGACCAGUGGAAACAUGAACCGAAACACAUUUGAUAUGAAACCGAUAUUCAUUAUUUUGAUUUGGGGAGCAUGCCUGACUCAGAAAAAGACAUGCCUCGAUGACCCCUAUCAAUCUGCCACGAGCCGAGAGUAACUACUACAAUAGCAUUAGCAUACCAAUGCUCCAUUCAGCUCAGCCAAUGAGAGCGCUCCCUAUUCAUAGGGGCCACGAGCUAGAGAGUAUAAAUACGCCGCACAGUCACUGUUUUGACACUGCAUUUCGGACUUACUUUCCGACAACACAACCUUCUUAUCUUCUCAAUCUCUCUUGUGGACUAUCCUGCAUCAUCAUCAUGACUCUUGAGGAAGUUCUGACCCAGAAGCCCACCGAGCAUGCCCAGUGCACCGGCAAAGCCCUGGAAGAAACAUUGGUUUCCGCUAAAGACAGCGACUGCCUGACCGUUGGUGUCUACGAAUCUGCUAAAAUUAUGAAUGUUGACCCAGACAGUGUGUCUUUCUGCGUCCUGGCUACCGACGAGGAGUUUGAGUGUGACAUCGCUCUCCAGAUCCACUUCACCCUCAUCCAGUCGUUCUGCUUCGACAACGACAUCAGCAUCGUCAGAGUGAGCAACAUGGACCGCCUGGCUGAGAUUGUCGGUGACAAGUCUGGUCAACUGGAAGAUGCUCACUGCGUCCUAAUCACGAACCCAGCUGAUGGUACUUGGGAGGACCCGGCUCUGGAGAAGCUGCACCGGUUCUGUGAGGAGAGCCGCAGCCUGAACGACUGGGUUCCUGAGAUCACCCUGCCUGGCCGCUGAACUGGGACCUUACACUUCUCUUCUGAGAUGCUGAAUACCCGUUCUACAAGGAAAUACUCAUCCUACUCUACAGGAUGACCCUGUUUUCUCAUCCCUGGAUCCUCCUGAGGAGAAUUCCAAUCCAGGCAGCGCGUGGCCGGCUCGAGGGGCCCCCGCGAUCCGUCGUCUCUUGUACCGUCCAUGCCAAGGUGACUCUCAUUCUUUAUGUGAAUGAGGUCAGGUAUGCCACGAGAGCGACAAAAGGACCCUCAUUCUUUGUGCGGAUGAGGUUUGGAGAGAAAGGAGAAGCGAGUUCUGCAUCCUGUGGUCCACAGAGCGAGAGUCGCACGUUGAAGCACGCGCAGUAGGAGAUGAAGCGGUGCUGAGAAAGAAGCGUUCUUAAAAAGGGACUUUUUAAAAUGUCUUCUUGCUGAGCAACACUAACACCGUUGCUGCCAGCGAAAUAUUUCCCACUUUCCAAAAUUGUCUUAAUUCUCUAAAGGUUUCACUUUAGAAAUUUAAUAAUGACAACACUAAUAUAAAAAAAAACUUUUAUCAAUGCUCUGAAGGUUUCACUUCAGAACAUUUGAAUAGGCAUGUUAAAGUUAAAUGUUAAGUUAUUAUGAGCUUAACAUUACACAUGUCCAAUAUAAAUGUAAAAAAAGACAAGAAAAUACUAAGAAAAAUGACAAAUUCUUUGAAUGUUUCACUGGAAAUGUUAUUU
Molecule: messenger RNA, 1909 nt
Organism: Hypomesus transpacificus
Lineage: Eukaryota; Metazoa; Chordata; Actinopteri; Osmeriformes; Osmeridae
Product: growth arrest and DNA damage-inducible protein GADD45 gamma-like
Exons: 3
Coding region: 508-1206 (232 amino acids)
Biological process (GO): regulation of cell cycle
Cellular component (GO): nucleus; cytoplasm
Source: RefSeq, a predicted model, not a curated record